Messenger RNA from Westerdykella ornata, 4190 nucleotides. Its product is annotated as RNI-like protein. The record is from RefSeq and is a predicted model, not a curated record. Bases 375 to 3830 code for a protein of 1151 amino acids. The transcript is spliced from 5 exons. NCBI's taxonomy places the organism in Eukaryota, Fungi, Ascomycota, Dothideomycetes, Pleosporales, Sporormiaceae.
AUCACCACCAUUGCCCACCAUCUACUCAGUACUCACCGGCCGUUGGUCCGCCGUGAUGCCCCAACGUGCCUGGCUAACCAGCUCCGAGUUCCCACUAACGUUGUAGUGCCUCUUGGAUUGUCCACCACCGCGCCGCUCCCACCCUGUUGCCACGAGCCCCCGCCGUGUGCCGCUCUGCCGUAAACACCCCGCCUGUUCGCCGAUUGGCUCCCUGUGAAGGUGCGACUUUCCACGACGCUUGCGCCUUUCCCACCACCUCGACUUGUGUCAUUCUUUGCAUUGCGCCCCUGCCCUCGUCACGCACUCCUGCCGCAUGAGACGCUCCCCUGCGCGUGGAUUUUCAAGGGCGCCGUCAGCCAGCGUCGCUGUUCGGCAUGUCCAAGGAUAGCAGAAGACGCAGCCUCUUCGCCGGCCGCUCUCUGGGAGCUCUGACCGGACUCCAGAACACCAGGGAGGAUGAUGAGCCCUCCAAGCUGUUACGGAAGCGCCGCACUGCUUCCUUCAGGACCACCCUCUCAACCGCUUCGACCCAGCCCGGCGACGACGAAUCCGUCGGCGGCAGUGCCAGUGCCGAUGCCCCCUUCUCCCCCAACACCGCACUGUCACGAGGAAGCCAGAGCCGCCCGAGUUCUGUGUUCGGCUCCCUUCGUGGGCUCCGGCGCGAUGAUGGCCCUGACGAACCGCUGUCGGCGGCUUCAACACGCACCUUCUCAGGCAAUCGAUCCGUCAUGGAUGACAAUCUGCACAACAACCACGUGCUACGCCAUGGCGAAGUCCAGACGAGCAGCUCCAUGUUCAGGAAGAAGAAGGAAUACCUCGUCCUGACCGAAUCGCAUCUGAUGCGCUUCAAAAAUCACCAGAAGGCUGCCGACGCCUUCUCUGCGAUACCCUCGCCUUACUCUCGUUCCUCAACGUAUCGUCAUAGCCAGAACCCUUCUGGCGGAUCGGCUCACGAUAUGCAGUCCAUCGCAUCGGAAACAUCUGGUGAUCGUGCUUUAGGGACACCGCUACGUCAAAUCGUUGCUGUAUAUCAACUGGAUGAUGGUAGGCCGCACUUUGCUUUUGAGGUUUCCUACCUUGACGAGGAUGUGAACCAUGCGUCCUCCAUGACCCUCCAAUUCGGGGAUCCCAACGAAAUGUUGUUGUGGCUCGCCAGUAUCCGGGAAGCCGCCAACCGCGCCAGGCUUGCCGAUCCCGAUCCCCUCUCUGCCUACAAUUCUCAUCUGGCUGCGCGUGUCGUCGAGGCCGAGCGGGACUACGUUCCUCCGCAUUACGCCAUCUACAAAGUUGUCCAGCGCGUCGUCGGCAAAUCCGGUUCCAGAGCCUCUUCAGACGACCUGUCCAAAGUCAUGGCUUCGGUCUCGUUCUUAGCCAUUGGGGUGCAUAAAGUCCACCUGAUAUCCCUCUUCAAGCCCCAGUCCCAACGCACGUCCAGCCCAGCGUUAGGGUCGUACCAUACUCAAGCCUCGUAUGGGAUUUUGACCAUCACCGAAUUGCAUGUCAGCGAAGUUGACGACACCUUCGAGUUAACGUUUCGCCUGCCUUUACAGAAGCCAAAGGUGCUUCACCUGGCCUCCCUUGCAUCACGCGAUAUCGCCAUUCGGCUGCGGUACGUCGAAUCCGGCUUACGACCCGAGUGGGAGUCACGGCCUUAUCACUUCAUUGUACCCGACGAUGUGAAGCAUGAAAUCCUCCGCCAGUCCAGCCCUCAUCCCAUCGACCAGAAUUCUCUUGACCGCACACUAAUAGGCUACUGCGUAGCUUACGAUGUCAAGCCCGAAAGCAUACGGUACCAGAUAACAUAUCCUCCAGAGGAUUACCCUCGCUUCGAGUUGCUACGGCCCAUAGGUCUCCGAAGAAACCACUAUACUGUUUUGGAACUCCUUGCCGUGAUGCGUUCUUUGAGAUACAAUGAAAUGUUCGGCGGCAUCUCGUUCAAAGACGUCCAACUGGACGUGCUAAACGGCCUCCAUGACGAAUAUGGCGCGGAGCAUGUUUGCACGAAGACAAAGCGGGGAACGCCUGUUCGAAUGGACGUGGAGGAGCUCAGUAGAUCUUGUUUACUCGUUCAAGAGAUUCGUGCACUGGCAGUGACCAGUCGGAAAGUUAGACGGUUGGACUUCACGUCGUGCAUCACGAGGAAGCCGCCAUAUAUCCUAGAAUCCGGCCAUAGGGAGCAUGAUGUGGGAUGCGGCAUUGUAGAGGCGCUAUUUCCUCUCUGCAAGUACCAAACCACCAAUGUCGACUGGAUAGCGCUCAACAACAUCCAGUUGGGCGAAACGGAUCUCGAUUAUCUUGUAGCAGCCGCUGUCGAGCGGAGUUGCCACCUGCGUGCGCUGGAACUCCGUGGAUGUGGCUUGACCGACCGCACUUUAUCGCUGAUUCUUGACAGCCUUCGCCCUCAGGAGGCCACAUUAGAGGCACUUGACAUAUCAUCAAAUCCUGUUCGCCUGUCACCAACCACUUUCGAUUCGCAGAUUGGGGUAUUUGGAUACCUGACCAAGCUCCAUCUUUGCAAUCUUUCACGAACAUCCGGCCCCGAGCCUCUGAUUUCACUCGAAACUUUUCAGGCGUGGAAACUGCAAGAGUUGGUGCUGAGUGGGACAUCGCUCAAUCCUGCCAUGGUGGAUGCGAUAGCGAGCUAUCUCGUGAACUACAAGCAGUCCAAGGGGUUACGUGAACUUCGGCUUGACCAUUGUUAUUUAACUGGGCGAGACGUCGCAUAUCUCUUGCACUCCAUGACCGAAACCCCAGGGGUGGCUAGGGAACUGCAUCUUGAUGUCAGCGAGAAUGAUAUUGAGACAGACUUGGACAGUCUCAUCGAUGCCAUUGCGAGUGGUUUGGCGCCUUCCAGCCUGACCAUCCGGUUGAUCGAAUUCCAAGAAGAGGCCGAUUUCCGCAAAAUGAUUCUUGCCCUUACUAGAAACACCACGAUCCGGCACCUGGAUAUCUCCCGCGCUUCGCUUCCUUGUGAUGCUUCCGAGGCGACCUGCCAAGCUCUGGAAAAGAUGUUUGCCGAUAAUUCAACUCUCGAAUGGUUGGAUAUAUCGGGUGAAGACUCUCGGCUCGAAACGACGAAGCUAGGAGUGGGAGUCAACCGAGCUCUGAGGGGACUUCAGAGGAAUCGAACAUUGAGGGUGCUGUACAUCAGGUAUCAAAAACUCGGGCUUGCAGGCGCCAGCACCCUUGCGGAUGUCCUCAAAGUCAAUGAUACCUUGGAAGAGCUACAUUGCGAGAACAACGGUAUCACUCUUGGUGGUUUUACCGAUCUAGUCAAUGCUCUGCAUCGGAACUUCACCUUACUGUACCUGCCGACCAUGGAGGAAAGCCGCCAAAUGGCCCUCAAACAGACGGAGGAUCAAGUCAAGCAAAUGCGGGACGAACAAGCUGCGCACAGCCGAGCGCGCUCGAACUCGAUGCGCAGCAAGCUCGCGAGCAAAGUUGUCGGCAAAGCCCCGAAGGAAAAGCUACAGUCGAGUUUUCUGUCCGAUCAAGAUAUCAAAGCUGCGCUCGGCCUCGUUGACGAAAGCUGGGAGCGGCAGGAAUAUCGGUUACAGCAGUACCUACAAAGGAAUUACAACAUCGCCAAUGGGAUUCCCACGGCGCUGGAUGUGGAUGAUGAGGAGUUUGAGAGGCCGGAUACAGCGACUAGUCUCGCCAAGAUUGUCGAGAAGGUCAAGCUUGAGAGUACCCCAACCGUGGAGAAGAAUCUGCAGCUUGGAGGCGUGGCGGAGAGCCUAGCUGCGAAACAGCUGGAAAAGGAAAUUGAGAUGUCCUUCUCGGAGAAUCGGGAUGCGUGGAGACUGUCGAGACUGUCUCAUAAUGGCUGAUGGAUGCUUUGAUUGAAGCCAGUCCCUUCUAACAGUCCUGCAAUCACGGGAAGUGGUGGAUUUGACUCUAUCUUUGUACGAUGUAUGGAUGUUGGCAUACGCAUCGAGCAAGGCGUAGCAUUGGUUAUCUUCAGCGCUUCUUUGUUUUUUCCGGCGUAUGCUCCGUUUCGCGUCGAGCAUAAGCAGGACUUUGAAGUAUUUGCUUCCUGCGGCGGGCAUGGAUUUCAUUCGGAUUGGGUGGGUUAUCGGGCGCCAUGGAUUGAUGGGUUAUAGACUUGGGAGGGAAUGCUUCGGUGCGGGAAUGGCUAUUCUACUAAACGUUUUUGAUGCGACGUUGUGUUGUAUUUGGUUGGAUCUCAA